AUGACAGUACAGGGGCUGCCCAGCACCCUGACCCCAUCCCUGUCCUGUGUCGGGAGCUGCCACCUGGGCACCUGUUGCUUGGCUGGCCUUGUCCCUCUCCUCCUCGCGGUGCUCGCCCACAGCUCAGGUUCUCUGGUCCAGGCAGCGGUGACUCAGCCGCCCUCAGUGUCAGCAAACCCAGGACAAACCGUUCAGAUCACCUGCUCCGGGCUUAGCAGCAGCAGCAGUGUUGGCUGGUUCCAGCAGAAGGUUCCUGGCAGUGCCCCUGUCACUGUGAUCUACUACAACGACAAGAGACCCUCGGGCAUCCCUUCACGAUUCUCCGGAUCCUUGUCUGGCUCCACGGGCACAUUAACCAUCACUGGAGUCCAAGCCGAGGACGAGGGCUCUGGUUUCCUCAGUGUUAUCAAGGCCUUUGGGCACAGGGGCCCCGUCCUGCUGCCCAGGGAGGGCUGUGGUCGUGGGGCACUGGCUGACCCCCAUCUUCUCCCCUCUCUCCUCUCCAUUCCAGGUUCCCUGGUCCAGGCAGCGCUGACUCAGCCGCCCUCGGUGUCAGAAAACCCAGGACAAACCGUCCAGAUCACCUGCUCUGGGCUUGACAGCAGCAAUGCUGUUGGCUGGUUCCAGCAGAAGGUACCUGGCAGUGCCCCUGUCACUGUGAUCUACAAAAGCAACCAGAGACCCUCGGACAUCCCUUCGCGGUUCUCCGGAUCCUCGUCCGGCUCCACUGGCACAUUAACCAUCACUGGAGUCCAAGCCGAGGAUGAGGCUGUCUAUUUCUGUGGUGGCUGGGAAAGCAGCAGUGCUGGUCAGGGUCACGGUGAUGCUGAGGCAGGGCCUACUCAGCCGCCCUCGAUGUUCCCUGGUCCAGGCAGCGGUGACUCAGCCGGCCUCGGUGUCAGCGAAGCUGGGACAAACCGUCCAGAUCACCUGCUCUGGAGCAGCUACAGCUAUGGCUGGUACCAGCAGAAGGUUCCUGGCGGUGCCCUUGUCACUGUCAUCUAUGAGAACAGCAAGAGACCCUCGGGCAUCCCUUCGCGAUUCUCCGGUUCUGCAUCCGGCACCACGGCCACGUUAACCAUCACUGGAGUCCAAGCCGAGGACGAGGCUGUCUAUUACUGUGGUGCCCAGGACAGCAGUGCUGAUCAGCAUCCAGGUGCCCUGCAGGGUGGCCAUGAUUGGGUGCUCUGCGUUGACCAUUACUGUCUGCUGUGCGGGAGUGGCAGUGAUCCUGACAGUGGUGCUGGAGGAUAUGGAAGUGGCACAGCUCCUGCUAGUGCAGACCUGUGCUUUGAAGCUCCUAGUCUCCGUGUGGUUCCAGUCCCGUCCAAAUCCCAGUUCUCUGCUCUGCAGUUCUCCUGUGGCGCUUAA
Gymnogyps californianus (California condor) is the source of this 1371-nucleotide messenger RNA. RefSeq lists its product as uncharacterized. The transcript is spliced from 6 exons. NCBI's taxonomy places the organism in Eukaryota, Metazoa, Chordata, Aves, Accipitriformes, Cathartidae. Bases 1 to 1371 code for a protein of 456 amino acids. Gene Ontology annotation, biological process: immune response; immunoglobulin production. The record is from RefSeq and is a predicted model, not a curated record.